AUGCAGGGGCAGGUGGUACACCUGCAGUGUGGUCCUUGCGUCCGCAGGGAUUAUGAAACUCUCGCGACUCUUGCACGGACCAGUCGUGUAUUUCAUGAACCUGCGCUGGACAUCCUUUGGUCUUACCAGGCAGAUCUUAGUAACCUCGUCAAGUGUUUCCCUUCUGACUCGUGGAUAGAAAUUCCAGGCGUAGACGGUGCUCCCACUUCUCUCACUUUCAUGCGACCGUUGUUACCAAUCGACUUCACGCGAUUUGACCAAUAUGCCUUCCGCGUCAGAGAGUUAUGCUUCAAGCCAUUUCGCAAGGGUGUGCCCGUGAUGUAUCCAUCGGUGGAGCUUCUGAGGUCUCUCAUCUUGUAUCUGCCGUCCAGGCCACUUCUACCAAACCUCCGUGCCAUCGUCUGGGACCACGGACCAAUCGGGAACGGCGCCUUCCCUUUCUGCCAGUUAUUCCUGGGGGCAAAUAUCAAGAUUAUGUCAUGGCGAUCCACAAAUCCCGCCUCAGACCUUGUCGUUGCGUAUGCGUUGCUGCAGCAGCAACAGCUUUCACCUUGUGCUCACCGCAUCUCGAUGGAGCUGCUGAGUUUCCCUGACAUCCUAGUGAAGGCACCCGGUGUGCUCAACGGGUUCAAAGAGCUCCGCUCUUUCUCAUGUAUCUCCCCCGCACCACUCCCUUACGAGCUCUUCGGCCACCUGGCACAGCUGCCCCGUCUAUACCGACUGCUCUUAUCUUCGCGUGGGGACGACCUUGUCAUCCUCCCAAAGGAUCCUGCUCCACCCAUUGCAUUCCCAGCGUUAAUGCAUCUUUCUGUCAGCGCCGUCUCAAUCAAGGCAUGCGCCGCGCUCCUGACCGCUACAACAUUUCCCUCCAUAACAAAUCUCAGAGUGACCGCCUACCACACCAACACAAUUUCUCCGCUGCUAGAAGCCAUUCAGAAACAAUGCUCACAUGUGACCCUCGAGUCCCUUACCAUCUCCGGGCUGAAGCCUCCGGGGACAGCCGCUCCAGCGAGCACCGCGCCCCUCGCGUGCCUGCACGCCUUUUGCAGCCUGCGUGAACUCACGCUCGACACACUGGAGCGCCCGCUCGCGCUGGACGACGAUGCGUUGCGCGGGAUGGCGCUCGCAUGGCCUCAGCUGGGCUCGCUGAAUCUCAUCGGUACGCGCAGCAGGGGCGCCCAGACCGCCGUGACCCUCGACGCCCUCGUUACGCUCGUGCGACACUGCCCGCACCUAGUGACGCUGCAGAUCCCGCUGAGCGCGGCACACACACAGAUGACACCAGGGCGCCGGCCUGGCGGUGGGUAUGUGAACGGCAAUAUUCAAUCACUGCACCUCGACGCGUCUUCCGCGGGCGAUGCGGCCGAGGUGGCAGCGUUCCUGUCGGACUUGUUCCCUAAUCUGCGGAUGAUUCGCCCUUAUGUGACUGGGGAGCCGAGUCUCGAUUGGAAGCUGUUGGAGAAGCUGCUGCCUACAUUUGCAGCUGUGCGGACACAGGAGAGGACUCCGUUGGAAGACGAGUGA
Messenger RNA from Sparassis crispa, 1524 nucleotides. RefSeq lists its product as hypothetical. The coding region runs from base 1 to 1524 and encodes 507 amino acids. NCBI's taxonomy places the organism in Eukaryota, Fungi, Basidiomycota, Agaricomycetes, Polyporales, Sparassidaceae. The record is from RefSeq and is a predicted model, not a curated record. The transcript is spliced from 2 exons.